AUGGUUUUGGGCCUUGUGGGAUCCGCAUGUUCAGCGGCCGUUGAUUUGGAAGGGUCGUGUACAGCUGAUGCGGAUUGCACAGGGACACCAAAUGCGGAAACGUGCACUGAUACGAACGGUGACACGAUUCUGGAUACAUGCAAGUGUAAGACAGGGUACUCAGCAAACACUGGCAACACGGCUUGUAUAGCGAAUGUAGUUGCGUUGGGGGAAGCAUGUUCUCUUGCGUCCGAAUGCACGGGGACAACAAACGCUGACCUUUGCACGGCCUCCAAGUGCGCGUGUAAAACCGGCUAUACUGCAAACACCGCUGGAACAGCUUGUAUAGCGGACGGUUUUCUCAAAGGCGCUUGCACUUCGAACACUGGUUGUACCGGAACUACAAAUGCUGGAACGUGCACUUCCGGUAAAUGCGAGUGCAAGACGGGGUACAAAGCCAAUACAGGAGAAACAGCUUGUGAAAUCGCGAACGGCUACCUUGAGGGAACAUGCGCUGCAAACACUGACUGUACCAUGACAACCAAUGCAGGGACAUGCACGUCGACCAAAUGCAAAUGCAAUACAGGGUAUAGCGCUAACACCGACAACACAGCUUGUAAAGCUAAUGGUGCCUUGGGAGGAAAAUGUGCUGCUAAUGCCGAUUGCACGGGGACUACAAACGCUGACGUUUGCACGGCCACUAGGUGCGUGUGUAAAUCCACGUAUACAGCAAACACCGCUGGAACAGCUUGUAUAGCCGCCGGUGCUCUGAAGGGGACAUGUUCUGUUGCUGGUGAUUGUACUGGAACUACCAAUGCUAAUCUUUGCACGGCCUCCAAGUGCGAGUGUAAAUCCACCUAUACAGCAAAUACCGCGGAAACAGCAUGCAUAGCGACCGGUGCUCUUAAAGGACUAUGUUCUGCCAACACCGACUGUAUCGUUACUGCUAAUGCUGGUACCUGCACAUCACUGAAGUGUGAAUGCGAUUCCGGAUAUACAGCCAACGCAGACGAGACGGCAUGCAGUUCUGGUAAUAUUAUUUUUUUAUUCAGUAUGAUAACUAAACGGAUAGCGGACGGUCGCACGAAGUUCCCUUAAAAAUCACGUAUGCUUAUUUGAAAACUAUGCUUAAAUGAUGGUCAUGUUUUGACAACCUAUGAAAGCGCCACUAAAAGGUCUUAUAGUUAAAAAUCAGUAAGUUAGUAUAUAGUUAUAGUUCGCAUCGCCUUAAAGGUUUUAUCAAGCUGUGUGCAACAUAAAUUGCAACGUUUUCUCUAGUAUUGACGACUCAAUAAGAACACAUUGCUCUAAUCUUCUCAAUCCAGAAUUGACAGGCAUCUACUAGUCAAAUAUCUGUAAACUGUCUGAUUGUAAAAUGAUCAUUUCGCAUGUCAGGAGAGAUCACUCGGAUGAUUACUUCUAGAAAACAUUUUAAUGUAAGGAGUUAAAUAGCCAGUUAAAUGUAAUAGAUAUGUUUGCAAUACAUUUCAUUGGUAUUACAUCAACAACGCCAUGCAAUCAUGUAAUAGGGUGCCUUGUGUUAAUAUAUUAACUACUUUGGUACUAUUCGGAUUUGCAGCGCGUGAUUUCACAUAUUAUGUAGGUAUUUUGAUGUGAACGAUUCUUACUAUCAAAGUAGGGGAACAAUAGCCAAUAUUAAUUUCAAAAUUAUGAAAACAAUACAAUAUUUGUUGUAUGUGUGAGGACCUUGGUCUCAAUAUGGAUGGUACUUAUGAUGGUCAUUACAACCUCUCUGAGCAAGCUGUAGACGGAACACAGAACACAUGACUGAUAUUCAAACAGACAUCAGAACUAUUUGUUAUUUAAAGUGAUUUAAUUUAAAUGUUGUGAUGACUUACGUCAGUGUUGGGUCUAUAUGAUCUUUUGUAUUAUUGUAAAAUUAAUGGUAUAACUAGUAUGUUUAAUUAAAUUAAUAUUUAAUAAGUCAAUGGUGAUGUUGUCAGUCAAUGACAGAAAUGAUCCAUGGACAAAUAAUAAUACGGAACAAUAAUGAGCAUCAACUGAUGACUUAUUGAAAUACCAGUUGUGACGUUAGUGCUUUAUGUGUGUGUUAUACAAAAUUAUGAAGUAAUGACUUAUGUCAUACUGAUGAACAUAUUUUACAAUA
Molecule: messenger RNA, 2107 nt
Organism: Dreissena polymorpha
Lineage: Eukaryota; Metazoa; Mollusca; Bivalvia; Myida; Dreissenidae
Product: matrilin-3-like
Exons: 8
Coding region: 1-1077 (358 amino acids)
Source: RefSeq, a predicted model, not a curated record